Messenger RNA from Cyphellophora europaea CBS 101466, 1491 nucleotides. RefSeq lists its product as uncharacterized. The coding region runs from base 1 to 1491 and encodes 496 amino acids. The transcript has 3 exons. Lineage: Eukaryota; Fungi; Ascomycota; Eurotiomycetes; Chaetothyriales; Cyphellophoraceae. Gene Ontology annotation, biological process: protein phosphorylation. The record is from RefSeq and is a predicted model, not a curated record. Gene Ontology annotation, molecular function: protein serine/threonine kinase activity; ATP binding. Gene Ontology annotation, cellular component: cytoplasm.
AUGGGCAAUAUCAUCUCCACCAUACGAGAUGAAGAAGACAGAUUCCUAGAGCAGCACCCUCGCCCCGCACUUGACUUGAUUCAGGAAUACAAGUAUAGGGAAACCGGCACCAAAGCAAAUUGGACACACGACAGGGAGAAGCUCACACGACGGUCCAAGCGAUGGGCUCUGAAGAAGAAAUUCAAUACCGCGGCUUACAGGUUCCUCACCCAGCGCGCCUUGAUCAACAAAAAGGGUCAUGGUGACCUUCCAUGGGAAGCGACAGACCUGUUGGGUGCAGGCUCGUUCGGUGUAGUAGGUUUGUGGCAACAGAUCGAUCCCGACACUGGCAGAGUCCUGGACUCGAUGGCCAUUAAGGAGACGCUGGACGACGAUCCCCACGCAUACAUGGAUAUGUUCAAACGGAAACACCCAAAAGAGCCCAUACCCACCGAAGCACUGUGGAUGGACUUCCUCAGCAGAAGAUCAUCUUACAUACCCAACCUGAGACAGCUGGUACACUUCAAAGACAUGCCUUCCAAGUGGCGCUUCUACAUGGAGUUCUGCCCGAACGGCGAUUUGUCAGAUCUCUUGAAGAUAUAUAAGGAGUUCAAUGACAACCAUGGAAAGAGCGACCACCAAGUCAUACCAGAGCCAUACCUAUGGUUCUGCUUCUACAACAUGGCACAGGCGUUGCAGGCCAUGUAUCUGCCCAAAAAUACGCAUGCGUGGAUCGAUCGAGAUCUCCGUCAUGAUGUGCCAGAUGCUGACAAGUUCAUUCUGCACUUAGAUAUCAAGCAUCAGAAUACUCUACUGGGUCGAUCUUGGAAGCACAAGCAUCUCGCGGGCUACCCUCCAGCUAAGAUGGCCGACUUUGGCCUUGCCCAACUCACCAGCGUGAACCACUAUAGAAAUGCCAAAAAGUUCCUAGGCAUGGGCACUACGGUUUGGCACCCGCCCGAGCAAUUGGAUCGGGGUCACUUCGACUGUGAGUGGAAUGAUCCCAUCGUCCAUCCUCGCAGAGACAACACCUUCCCUUUUGAUCCACGACAUGGCGUGUGGCAGAUUGCCGCUAUGGUCUACGGGAUGGCCACCCUCACGCCAAACAAUCUCGGACUGAAUAAAAUGCUCGAGAGACUAUAUAAAGACACGGGAGCCGAGUCAUAUCUACGACGACGAAAAUUCUCACUUAUUGGUGGCCAAAGUCCUGACAUACGCAAAGACUAUUCCCACCUCUUGUACGAGACCUUGGACGACUGUCUCAAUGUCGAUCCGGACAGGAGGCCAUACCCGGAGAAGCUGGUGCGAAUUUGCGAGGAAGGCAUUAGGGCUACGGCUAGAGGGCUAGAAAGGACUGGAGGUUCCGCGCCUCCAGUCUUUUAUGGCCCGAAUGGGAAGUAUGAGCUGGAAGACCAUGUGAAAAGAAAGAAGAAAGCACCCGAACGGCGGGAGAGACGGCGAAGUGAGCUUCCAGGGCAGGGGCGUAGACGAAGGGAUAGCUAUAUGCGAUAG